AUUUGUGCUUCUUGUGUGUGUGUGUGUGUGUAGAGGAGGAACACCUCUCUCUCUCUCUUUCUCUCUGCACUUUAAGAGCGUUACCACUUCAGCCAACAUCCUGAAGCGGGCCACUCUCUACUCCACCCCUCCUCUUCUCUCUCCUCCAGAGCUAUGCAUGGACUCCAGCAGAGGAAGGCAGUGAGGAGAGCAACUUUUCAGAAGACAGACAAAUGGUGGGAAGGGGAUCUGCUGUCUUUUUUUACAGCGCAAGACUGACAAUAGGAAGCAAUCCUCCUUUCCUGUGUGUUUUCUGUGUAACAUCAGCAGGAUCAGCAACCUGUGGAUGGAACAGCAUAAAGGACAAGCAGCCAAAAGAGGAGAAGGGGGACACUGACACACAGGAUACCUACCUGCUCACUCAUCUGCUCUGCCUGUUGGAGUAACCUCCCUCUUGCUCUCUCCCUCUCCUCCCCCGGACAUGGGCCGCCUGCUGGCCCUGGUCCUCGCCUACCUGGCCUACCUGUUGGCCAUCGUCAUCGGCUCGGAGCGUCAGCAGCACCGCGUGAGGCACGGCCCCUGCAGCUACACCUUUAUCCUCCCCGAGGUUGAGCACUGCAAUCCCUUAAAGGACUUCCAGGUCAGCAACACCCUGCAGCGAGACUCCCCAUCGGAGGCCGAGCCGGAUUUGAAUCGGUCGAGGCAGGAUAAGGCCCAAAAGGAGAGGCCUUCCUGGCAGGACAAGAAACUGGAGAGUCUGGAAAGUGCCAUGGAGAAUAACACCCAGUGGCUGCAAAAACUGGAGAACUUCAUCCAGGAGAAUGUGCGCUCUGGGAUGGAGGAAAUAAAGAGAACUGCGGUACACACCCAGACAGCAGCCAUGCUCGAGAUGGGAACCAACCUCCUCAGCCAAUCAGCAGAGCAGACUCGCAAACUGACAGAUGUCGAGACCCAGGUGCUAAACCAGACAAGCCGCCUGGAGAUCCAGCUGCUGGAGUACUCGCUCUUCACCAACCGGCUGGAGAAACAUAUUCUGCUGCAGACUCAGGAAAUAUCCAGCCUCAGUGAUAAAAACAGUUUUCUGGAGCAGAGGCUCUUAGCCCUGGAGGCGCGGCACGGGAGGGAGCUACAGGGCCUGCAGAGUGAAAAGCAGCAGCUUCAAGAGCUUCUGGAGAGGCAGAGUCGACUGGUGGGUCAGCUCCAGGGCGAACUGGGCAGCUCCACGCUUAACAGCACUUUGAUUCAGAGACAGCAGGCCGUGCUCACAGACACUGUUCAGCAGCUGCUCACUAUGGUCAGCCACUGCAAUGAAAUCUCCAAUAUGCCCAAAGAGGAUUCGCUGCAUUUCAGAGACUGUGCGGAGAUCCUACAAUCUGGAGUGGCAGAGAGUGGAAUAUACAGCAUCCGCCUCCCCAACUCUACCCAGACUGUCAAGGUGUUCUGUGAUAUGAAAACUAGAGGCGGUGGCUGGACGGUGCUGCAGCAUCGGACCAACGGCUCAAUCAGUUUUCAGCGCGGGUGGAGGGACUACAAAAUGGGCUUUGGAGAGCUGUCUGGGGAACACUGGCUGGGAAAUGAUAUCAUCCACAAGCUGACAAGCUCCCAGGAAUACAGUCUGCAUGUCCAGCUGAAAGACAGAGAGGGGAACGAAGCCUUCUCGCAUUACGAUCGCUUCCACAUUGACGGAGAGGACCACAACUACAGCCUCCACGCCGAGGGCUUCAGCGGUACAGCUGGACGGACAAGCAGCCUCACCCACUCGGGCACCCAAUUCAGCACCAAGGACAGAGACAAUGACCAAUGCACCUGCAAGUGUGCACAGCUUGCAUCAGGAGGUUGGUGGUUUGAGGCCUGUGGUCCAUCGAACCUGAACGGCAUAUAUUACCCCGCCACGUCCAGUGUGGUUCGCUACAACGGCAUUAAAUGGUACUAUUGGAAGGGUCCCAAUCUGACGGCAACUAUGACGACUAUGAUGGUGCGACCGGCAAAUUUCUGAUGGCUCGUUCAUGGCGUGGCACUCCGAAGAAGCACACGUCACCUUCUGUAAAGAUACGCACAAAGCAGUUAUAUUUUGGGAGGACAUUUAAAUCGGACCAUUUCUUUUUCCAGCUUCUGGACAUUGGAAGGGUACUUUCACAACUGCCUGUGGACACACACACACACACACACACUCUCAGCAAAGGACUGUCCUGAGUGAGGAAUUGCAUUAACAAAAUCUAUGUACCAUGGUUUCCAGUCUUUAUUUUAAUGUGUUUAGCUGGAAGAGGUCGGACAGUAUGGUAUGUUGUGGUGUCUGAAUUCAAUAGAUUCACAUACAGUUAUUUGUAUUGUUUACCUAUUGUUUACUACUUUACAUAAUAGUGUAUAUUUAAAAAAAUAUCAAUUUCACACUAAAGUCUUUAUUAACUCUGUAUAAAAAGCCUGUUUCAAUACAUAACUCUCCCUGUGACUGUAAGUGACUAUAUUCCAGUAGACUCAGAAGCAUUGCUGCUUAUUUUAAAACGUUACUUUACAAUCCACAAACAAUACAUUAUUAGAUAACCUACAGUGCCUUCACUUGUUUACACAACAGCAUAAAGAAGUCAUGCCUCUCCUAAAACUUUAUUAUGUCAGAGAUUUGCUUCAUAAAGGCACAGUGUGCACUUUCACAGUGAUGAUCUGCUUAAAAAAGGAAAUGUCUAUCAUUUGGGAACAAAGCUGUAAAUGUUUUUUUUUACUUUGAUGAAACAAUAAAGUCCACACAUAGUA
Messenger RNA from Solea solea (common sole), 2727 nucleotides. It is a transcript of the gene angpt2b, whose product is annotated as angiopoietin 2b. Gene Ontology annotation, biological process: Tie signaling pathway. Gene Ontology annotation, molecular function: receptor tyrosine kinase binding. The transcript has 9 exons. The coding region runs from base 461 to 1975 and encodes 504 amino acids. Lineage: Eukaryota; Metazoa; Chordata; Actinopteri; Pleuronectiformes; Soleidae. The record is from RefSeq and is a predicted model, not a curated record.